UUCCGUCCCCUCCUCUCGACUCCUCAAACACCGGAGGCCGGGCCAAGGCGCCGUACGUGCAGGCAGACAUGAUCACCCGCUGCUCAUCGCUGAAUAACUGACACAGCUCUUCAUCGGUCGGUAGUUUGGUUGCAACAAGGGCCCAGAGGUUCCGAAGGGAGGCAGGAAUAUGGCCCAGCCUGCGGAAAACGCAAGUGUAGCCCGGCUCGCUUUGUCUCUAUUAGUCGCUCUGUUCGCCGUAAUUUCCGUGAAAGCUCAAUACGAGAAGUACAGCUUUAAGAGUUUUCCUCAGUCUGACUUGAUGCCACUGGAGUCAGCGUACGGGUACGCGCUUGACCAGUAUGCCUCUCAGAACUGGAGAGAAAGUAUAAAAUAUUUGGAACUGAGUUUGCGGCUUCACAGGUUGCUGAAAGACAGUGAGACAUAUUGUAACCAGAACUGCAGUCUGGUCAGCCGAGACAACGAUGAGCUGUAUUCUGACACCACGCUCCGAAUCAUGGGGCAUUUCUUACUACGGGCGGCGUGCCUCAAAAAGUGCAAAGCGAACUUUCCAGUAUUCACCUUAACUUAUCCCAAACGAGAAACUCUUGAAGCUUUUGAGAAAAGGAUACCAUAUCGCUACCUACAGUACGCGUAUUACCAGUUGAACCAUUUGGAAAAAGCUGUUUCAGCAGCACACACCUACCUCCAGAAAAACCCCAGUGACCCUCUGCUCUCAAAGAACAUGAACUAUUACAAGAGCCUGUUUGAUAUAGAGGAAUAUCUCAUCGACCAUGAAGAGAGACCGUAUGAGGCUAUUUUUCUGAAAGCAGUGAAGCUCUAUAAUUCUGGCGAUUUCAGCAGCAGUGCCCGAGAUAUGGAGCAGGCGGCCGUGGACUAUUUUAAAUCCUAUGACCAGUGUCUCGCUGCCUGCGAGGGCUCGUACGAGGUCGUCGAGUAUAAAGACUUCUACGCCACCCUGGCGGAACUGUAUAUGGAUGUGCUCCGGUGUAAGGUGAAAUGUGAGGAGAACCUUAUGCCCAAUGUGGGCGGAUUCUUUGUGGAGAAGUUUGUCGCUACCAUGUAUCACUACAUGCAGUUUGCCUAUUAUAAGUUAAAUGACGUGCGUAACUCUGCGCCCUGCGCUGCCAGCUAUAUGAUGUUCGAUCCGACUGAUCAGGUGAUGCAGCAGAACGUAGCCUACUACAGAUUCUACAGAGAACAAUGGGGAUUGGAGGAUGAGCACUUUAAGCCACGUCCUGAAGCUCUGAGAUACUUUAACCAAACCAGCAAACAAAAAGAGAUGUUGGAAUUUGCUCAGAAUUACCUGCAGACAGAUGAUGAGGGCAUUGUAGCUCCAGAGGAGGUUGUGUCUGGUCCAUCUGCGUCCCCAGAUUCGGAGUUUGAGGGCCAGGGAGAUUAUGAGGAGUCUUUCCUGGCCGACUGGUGGCAGGAGCCCAAAACCAAAGGAGACACAGGAGAGCCUGCCGAGUAGCCCCAAAUACACACACACAUCAGGGGCCCAUUAAUGUGCUUUUAAAGACACACACACUCUCUCACACACACAUACACACACACACACACACACACACACACAAACAAACGACUGGGAUGUGGCCUCAGACUGUGUUUUCCCCAGAAUAUCAAAAAUGUACUUUUUGAUAAUCUGUGCAAUAUUA
Chanos chanos (milkfish) is the source of this 1658-nucleotide messenger RNA. RefSeq names its product prolyl 3-hydroxylase family member 4 (inactive) (gene p3h4). The record is from RefSeq and is a predicted model, not a curated record. Gene Ontology annotation, cellular component: endoplasmic reticulum. Gene Ontology annotation, biological process: collagen fibril organization; peptidyl-lysine hydroxylation. Gene Ontology annotation, molecular function: protein binding; collagen binding. Bases 170 to 1474 code for a protein of 434 amino acids. The transcript has 7 exons. Lineage: Eukaryota; Metazoa; Chordata; Actinopteri; Gonorynchiformes; Chanidae.